GUACAAGCAGUUUGUAAAAACUGUUAGUAUGUGAUCCAUUGGACAAAUAUUAUCACUUGUUUCUUCACCUUGUGUGAUAUAACUGAUGUACUCUGACCACAUCCACAUUUCUAAAACACAGACAUUGAUGAGAUGUGAACAGAAAAAUCUGUAAUCAUCCCAGCUGAGAAAUUGCACUUUUGCCCGAUUAACAUUUCCUCUGAAUUUACCAGGUGGAAACGAUGAUGUCUGUUAUAGAGCUGCUUUUAGAAACACUGAAAGAGUUGAGAGACGGAGAGUUCCAGAAGUUCGAGAAGGUCAUCGUGAGUCAAACUGACUUCUACGGAUAUUUCUCAGACAACCCAUCGAUUCAACAGGGGUCAACAGACAGACAGGACAUAGUGUUUUCAGUGGUGCUGACCUACGACCAAGAGUCUGUGGAGAAGACCAAGGAGGUUUUAAAGAAUAUGAAGAGGACUGAUCUGGUGCAGAAGUUGUCAGACAGCAGCUCAGCACCCAAAAAAAAACACUCAGAUGCACUGAUCCAGAAAGUAGCAACAAUAGCAGCUAUUAAACAGCUGCUUAUGGAAACUCUGAAUGAUUUGAAUAAAGAGGAGCUCUGUGAAUUCAGUCGGUCCCUGAAGUGGUUUUUCUCCCAGAAGAACCUCCCAGACAGCCCAUGGAUGUGGAUUGACCCAGAAGACAGAGAACUAAUAGUGGAUCUGAUGUUGGAGAUUUACGGCCAGCAGUCUGUAGAGGUGACCAGGGAUGUGUUCAUGGUAAUGAACCGGACUGAUCUGGUGCAGAGGCUGUCAAAGCCCAGCUCAGGACUCAAAGAGAAACACUCUGUGGAUGAACAUGGACCUGCACUGUCAGAGAGAGCAGCAGCAAUGGCAGCUGUGAAACAGGUUCUUUUGGAAACACUGAGAAGUAUUUUGUUUUUAGUCAUUUUAAAGGAAUAUGCCGCCGUUUGUUGAAAUAGGGUUAUUCACCGUCUCCUAUAUUUAUAUAGGUGGGCAAACGCAACAAACGGUGGCAUAUUCCUUUAAGCUCACAUUGCACCAAAUGUAUGAUUGAGCCUAAUGUGUGUAAUUAGUUGUUCCGAUACUUUCAUGACUUAAAUGCUAUCAUCGAUGCAAACAUUUAUGUUUCAUAACUACAGUGAAGAUGUUACAUAAAUGCCGUCUGAUUACUUUGAAUC
This is a messenger RNA of Sander lucioperca (pikeperch), 1180 nucleotides long. RefSeq lists its product as uncharacterized. Gene Ontology annotation, cellular component: cytoplasm. The coding region runs from base 222 to 956 and encodes 244 amino acids. Lineage: Eukaryota; Metazoa; Chordata; Actinopteri; Perciformes; Percidae. The transcript has 5 exons. The record is from RefSeq and is a predicted model, not a curated record.